Messenger RNA from Cervus elaphus (red deer), 2422 nucleotides. RefSeq names its product N-alpha-acetyltransferase 50-like. The transcript has a single exon. The coding region runs from base 303 to 812 and encodes 169 amino acids. The record is from RefSeq and is a predicted model, not a curated record. Gene Ontology annotation, molecular function: acyltransferase activity, transferring groups other than amino-acyl groups. Gene Ontology annotation, biological process: mitotic sister chromatid cohesion. Lineage: Eukaryota; Metazoa; Chordata; Mammalia; Artiodactyla; Cervidae. Gene Ontology annotation, cellular component: NatA complex.
AAAUAUCUUCAGAAAGGUCAAGGCGCGGCGGCGGGUCUGGCUGGUGGCGGCGGGCGGGAGGCUAGUUCCCCGUGUGGAGAAGCUGCUGCACUAGCGCGGCGGCUGGAGGCACCUCCGCCCCCUCCGAAGACGCAGGGCCGCGCUAAACUCUCGCGGCCUCUGUCACCGCUCAGCUCCUGGCCUUAGGCGAGGAGGCCGGCUUGUGGGCUUGAGUGGCCCGAGCUGAGGGCGCGGAGAGCUCAGGGCGGCGAGGACAAUGGCGUUGAUAUAGGCGGUCACAACGGCCUCAGCAGGCGGGGAAGAUGAAAGGUAGCUGGAUCGAGCUGGGAGAUGUGACACCACACAAUAUAAAACAGCUGAAGAGAUUAAACCAGGUCGUCUUUCCAGUCAGCUACAAUGACAAGUUCUACAAGGAUGUGCUGGAGGUUGGCCAACUAGCAAAACUUGCCUAUUUCAAUGAUAUCGCAGUGGGUGCCGUGUGCUGUAGGGUGGAUCAUUCACAGAAUCAGAAGAGACUUUACAUCAUGACACUAGGAUGUGUGGCACCAUACCGAAGGCUAGGAAUUGGAACUAAAAUGUUAAAUCAUGUCUUAAACAUCUGUGAAAAAGAUGGCACUUUUGACAACUUCUAUCUGCAUGUCCAGAUCAGCAAUGAGUCUGCAGUUGACUUCUACAGAAAGUUUGGCUUUGAGAUUAUUGAGACAAAGAAGAGCUGCUAUAAGAGGAUAGAGCCCGCCGAUGCUCAUGUGCUGCAGAAAAGCCUCAAAGUCCCUUCUGGCCAGAACGCAGGUGUGCAAAAGACAGACAACUGAACAAACUACAGAUGAACUUUCUUGCACUUGCUUGUUGCCAAAUAAAAGAGAGGCCCAUUGAUUCCCCUCCCCCCUUUCUUCUAAAACUUUCCCCCUUCCUUGUUCUUACUUUUCCUCCUUUCAAAACUUGCUUCCCUUUCCUCUAAAAGUGUUAAACUUUUAAGGACUUAUUAAUCAUGUUUGGAUUGUUUUAGUUUUCUUAUUUUUGUGAGGUGGUUUGAUUGUAGGAAGGAGAAGGUAUAGAUCGGUUUAGUUUCACAGUUAAGGUAUAUAUGGUCCCAAAAAUCUGAGUGUCAAUUUCCGUUUUUUUUUUUUUUAAUGUCCUGCUUUCACAUUGAAAGGCAGAGCCUACAAAAUAUUGUAUAUUUCAAAGGACAAAAAGAAGCAGCAGCAAUGUCUUGUUCUCUCUCUUAGACAAGUUUAGUGUGUUUGUGGUACUUUGGGUUUUUAAAAGAUUUUGUGGGAUACUAAUCCCUAUACAUUGCCUUCAAUCCACCUUUUGUCCUUCUGAGUAUUAUCUCAGGAGUUGGGCCAUUGUUAUCCUUGUAAGAAAUACUAAGCUUAUUUUGUUCUGUUAAGCAAUAUUCCUUCCUUCCUUGCUGGUGGCUGAAGGUGGGUGGGACAGUUUGAAUUGGUAGUAUUAGACUUUGGUCUCAGUAUGUGAGUUAAACUGCUUUUUGCUAAUGAGUAGGCUGUUGGUUAGCAGGUUUGUUUUUCCUGCUGUUGAUUGUUACUAGUGGCAUUAUCUUUUAGCAUAUGGGCUGGUGAGAUUAAUUUUUUUUUUAAUAUCCCAGCUAGAGAUACAGCCUUUAACUGACCUAAAGAGGUUUCUUGUGAUCUGCUUUUUUUCUCCUGUUGUUUUUCUUCAGUAAACCCACAGUAGUUGGUCAGACCUUAAAUAUGGAGUUGAUGUCCUUUAUAGGUCAGUGCCCUUAAAUAAACCUGAAGUAGGUAUUGUCUCCUGGACAUACAAAAAAAUACCUAAACAGAAGCUUAGAUGGAUUUGUGGCACAAUAAAUGCAUUUAAUGUCAGCUAACGCAGACUGUUAGAAGUGUGGCCACUGAGCAUUUGAUUUUAGAGGAAAGAAUAUCUAGACAGUAUUUUUGAGAAUAACAUAGCUGUGCUAUUGCUUAUCUGUUGGAGAACAUCCCAGAUUUGCUUACAUUCUGUGCCUGUGAUACUGAGUUUAAGGAUUUCGGGGAGGGGGAAUUAUUAAACACAUUGCUUAUGUUCUUGGGAAAAGUAGAAGUCUACAAGUGUUAAUAACGCGAAUGUCACUGUGACCUCCUGUACUGACAGGACUGGUUUAUGCCAGAUCAUUUUCUGGCACUUAGGGAGUGGCUUUGACAGGUCAGUAACUUUCUGUAAGAUAGAUGACCUCUAAAAUUUUCAGGUUUUCCUUCAUAAUCCCAUCUCCAAUAUUCAAAAUUUUCUACAUUGCCAAUACCAGUGGCCUAAGAAAUGCUUUCAUUAGACUUAAAACGAUGCACAGAGCUUGAAUUUUCUGUCAUUUGACUUUAAAAAGAAGGUUGAUUCAUAACAUUUAUCUUCUUGUGUAAAUUCUGGCAUAAAAGUUUCAUCUCUUCAAAUACAUUGAAUGACAAAAUUA